GUGCUUUUCAGGUUUGGUUUUUAAUUCCCUUCGUUUCCUGUUCCGGAGGCGCGGGAGGUGCUCUGGUUUUAGCGUGUGCAGAAUAAGCCUGGCUUUGCUCCGUCGUUGACCUCGCGGCCCGGGAGACUUUUUAGCUUAUAGUCCCUGUGGAAGAUGUGACAUUGACCCAGACGGCACGUCACGAUGCAAGGCAAUACUUGAAUAAGAAACCGACUCUUGGGGCAAGCCCUCGUCAUGUGGAAGAAAUGCUAACUGUUUUAAGACCACCACCAUCAGUCAUAGAAUGUCGUUCCACUCAGGACGAGGGUGUCCUCGAGGGCGAGGCGGACAUGGAGCCAGACCUUCAGCGCCAGCCUUCAGGCCCCAAAAUCUGAGACUGCUUCACCCCCAGCAGCCUCCUGUGCAAUACCAAUACGAGCCUCCGAGUGCUCCUUCCACCACGUUCUCGAACUCUCCGGCCCCCAGUUUUCUGCCUCCACGACCAGAUUUCGUACCCUUCCCUCCCCCGAUGCCUCCGUCAGCCCAAGGGCCCCUGCCCCCCUGCCCAAUCCGGCCCCCCUUCCCCAAUCACCAGAUGAGGCCCCCCUUCCCGGUGCCUCCGUGUUUCCCUCCCAUGCCGCCUCCGAUGCCCUGUCCUAGUAACCCCCCGGUCCCUGGAGCCCCUCCAGGACAAGGCACUUUCCCCUUCAUGAUGCCCCCGCCUUCCAUGCCCCACCCCCCGCCCCCUCCCGUCAUGCCGCAGCAGGUCAAUUAUCAGUACCCUCCUGGGUAUUCGCACCACAACUUCCCACCCCCCAAUUUCAACAGCUUCCAGAACAGCCCCAGCUCUUUCCCGCCCAGCGCCAGUAACAGCAGCAGUCCUCAUUUCAGGCACCUCCCCCCGUACCCACUGCCAAAGGCUCCCAGUGAGAGAAGGUCCCCUGAGAGGCUCAAGCACUAUGAUGACCACAGGCACCGGGACCACAGUCACGGGCGCGGCGAGAGGCAUCGGUCCCUGGACCGGCGGGAGCGAGGCCGAAGCCCCGACCGGCGGAGACCCGACAGCCGCUACAGGUCGGAUUACGACCGCGGGAGAACGCCUUCUCGCCACCGGAGCUACGAGCGGAGCAGAGAGCGGGAACGGGAGAGACACAGGCAUCGGGACAGCCGAAGAUCACCGUCUCUGGAAAGGUCCUGCCCAAAAGAGUAUAAGAGAUCUGGAAGGAGUUACAGUUUGCCAGUCGCUCCUGAACCUGCUGGAUGCGCACCAGAAUUACCUGGGGAGAUUAUUAAAAAUACAGAUUCUUGGGCCCCACCCCUGGAGACUGUGAAUCAUCGCUCCCCAAGUAGGGAGAAGAAGAGAGCGCGUUGGGAAGAAGAGAAGGACAGGUGGAGCGACAGCCAGAGCUCGGGCAAAGAGAAGGGUUACACCUCCAUCAAGGAGAAGGAGCUGGAGGAGGUGCUGCCCGACAAGAACGAGGAGGAGGAGGAGGAGCUGCUGAAGCCCGUGUGGAUCCGCUGCACCCACUCGGAGAACUACUACUCCAGCGACCCCAUGGAUCAGGUGGGAGAUUCCACUGUGGUCGGCACAAGCAGGCUCCGUGACCUGUACGACAAGUUUGAGGAAGAGCUCGGGAACCGGCAGGAGAAGGCCAAAGCCGCCAGGCCCCCGUGGGAGCCCCCCAAGACGAAGCUGGAUGAAGAUUUAGAAAGUUCCAGCGAAUCCGAGUGUGAGUCUGAUGAGGACAGCACCUGUUCGAGCAGCUCAGACUCUGAGGUUUUCGACGUCAUCGCAGAAAUCAAACGCAAGAAGGCCCAUCCUGACCGGCUGCACGACGAGCUCUGGUACAACGACCCAGGCCAGAUGAAUGAUGGACCACUCUGCAAAUGCAGCGCAAAAGCCCGGCGCACAGGAAUCAGACACAGCAUUUAUCCCGGAGAAGAGGCCAUCCAGCCCUGCCGCCCCAUGACCAACAACGCAGGCCGGCUCUUCCACUAUCGAAUCACCGUCUCCCCUCCCACCAACUUUUUAACUGACAGGCCAACUGUUAUAGAGUAUGAUGAUCACGAGUACAUCUUUGAGGGAUUUUCUAUGUUUGCACAUGCCCCCCUGACCAAUAUUCCACUGUGUAAAGUAAUCAGAUUCAACAUAGAUUACACGAUUCAUUUUAUCGAAGAGAUGAUGCCUGAGAAUUUUUGUGUGAAGGGACUUGAACUAUUUUCAUUAUUCCUAUUCAGAGAUAUUUUGGAAUUAUACGACUGGAAUCUUAAAGGUCCUCUGUUUGAAGACAGUCCUCCCUGCUGCCCAAGAUUUCACUUCAUGCCACGUUUUGUAAGAUUUCUUCCAGACGGAGGGAAGGAAGUGCUGUCCAUGCACCAGAUCCUCCUGUACUUGCUGCGCUGCAGCAAGGCCCUGGUGCCCGAGGAGGAGAUCGCCAACAUGCUGCAGUGGGAGGAGCUGGAGUGGCAGAAGUACGCGGAGGAGUGCAAGGGCAUGAUCGUCACCAACCCCGGCACGAAACCAAGCUCUGUCCGCAUCGAUCAACUGGAUCGUGAACAGUUCAACCCCGAUGUGAUCACUUUUCCAAUUAUCGUUCACUUUGGGAUACGCCCUGCACAGUUGAGUUAUGCAGGAGACCCACAGUACCAGAAACUCUGGAAGAGUUACGUGAAACUUCGCCACCUCCUAGCAAAUAGUCCCAAGGUCAAGCAAACGGACAAACAGAAGCUAGCACAGAGGGAGGAAGCGCUCCAGAAAAUUCGGCAGAAGAACACAAUGAGGCGAGAAGUGACGGUGGAGCUGAGCAGCCAGGGUUUCUGGAAGACCGGCAUCCGUUCUGAUGUCUGUCAGCAUGCAAUGAUGCUACCUGUGUUGACUCACCAUAUUCGCUACCAUCAAUGCCUGAUGCACCUCGACAAGUUGAUAGGAUACACUUUCCAAGAUCGUUGUCUGUUACAGCUGGCCAUGACUCACCCGAGUCAUCACUUAAAUUUUGGAAUGAAUCCUGACCAUGCCAGGAAUUCUCUGUCUAACUGUGGAAUUCGGCAGCCCAAAUACGGAGAUAGAAAAGUUCAUCACAUGCACAUGCGGAAGAAAGGAAUUAACACCCUAAUAAAUAUUAUGUCUCGCCUUGGCCAAGAUGACCCAACUCCCUCAAGGAUUAAUCACAAUGAACGGUUGGAGUUCCUGGGUGAUGCUGUGGUUGAAUUUCUGACCAGUGUCCACUUGUACUAUUUGUUUCCGAGUCUGGAAGAAGGAGGAUUAGCAACUUACCGCACUGCCAUCGUCCAGAAUCAGCACCUUGCCAUGCUAGCGAAGAAACUUGAAUUGGAUCGAUUUAUGCUUUAUGCCCAUGGACCUGACCUUUGCAGAGAAUCAGACCUUCGCCAUGCAAUGGCUAAUUGUUUCGAAGCAUUAAUAGGAGCCGUGUACUUGGAGGGGAGCCUGGAGGAAGCCAAACAGUUAUUUGGACGCCUGCUCUUUAACGACCCGGACCUGCGCGAAGUCUGGCUCAAUUACCCUCUCCACCCGCUGCAGCUACAAGAGCCAAACACUGAUCGACAACUUAUUGAGACUUCUCCAGUUCUGCAGAAACUCACAGAGUUUGAAGAAGCAAUCGGGGUGAUGUUUACUCACGUUCGGCUUCUGGCAAGAGCGUUCACACUGCGAACUGUGGGAUUUAACCAUCUGACCCUAGGCCACAACCAGAGGAUGGAAUUCCUAGGUGACUCCAUAAUGCAGCUGGUGGCCACAGAGUAUUUAUUCAUUCACUUCCCAGACCACCACGAAGGACACUUAACUUUGUUGCGAAGCUCUCUGGUGAAUAACAGAACGCAGGCCAAGGUGGCAGAGGAGCUGGGGAUGCAGGAGUACGCCAUCACCAACGACAAGACCAAGAGGCCUGUGGCCCUUCGCACCAAGACGCUGGCAGACCUUUUGGAAUCAUUUAUUGCAGCGCUGUACAUUGACAAGGAUUUGGAAUAUGUUCAUACUUUCAUGAACGUUUGUUUCUUUCCACGAUUAAAAGAGUUCAUUUUGAAUCAGGAUUGGAACGACCCCAAAUCCCAGCUUCAGCAGUGUUGCCUGACACUGAGGACGGAAGGAAAAGAGCCGGACAUCCCUCUGUACAAGACUCUGCAGACGGUGGGGCCAUCCCACGCUCGAACCUACACCGUGGCUGUUUACUUCAAGGGGGAGAGAAUAGGCUGUGGGAAAGGACCCAGUAUUCAGCAAGCGGAAAUGGGAGCGGCAAUGGAUGCACUUGAAAAAUAUAACUUUCCCCAGAUGGCCCAUCAGAAGCGGUUCAUUGAACGAAAAUACAGACAAGAGUUAAAAGAAAUGAGGUGGGAAAGAGAGCAUCAAGAGAAAGAGCCAGAUGAGACUGAGGACAUAAAGAAAUAAAGGACACGGAAGUGGUGGUGUAUUUACUCGCUCAGUGACUGUGACCGUCGCCCAUCGAGACCUCGCCCAGUUUUCCUGAGACGGUGAAUGAAGUGUGCCCUUCGAAGUAAACCCAGAGCCAGCUCAGUCUUGUCGUUUCACUGAUCUCGUAUUCUGUUUUUAGCUGGAUAGUCUUCAUUACCAGGCAUUCGAUUUCUAUUUAAUGGAAAACUUUAGUGCAUAUGCAUAUUUCUUUUUAUUUUUUCUUUAAAACAAUAAAAUUUUUAAAAGUUUGUUGUAUGUGGACUAGAGCCUGUUUUUCCAUCUCUGUCUGAGAUGAUUAAUCCAGACUUUUCAGCUGACAACUGAAAAAUUCACUUUACCACAUAUUUGGACCACUCUCUACCAACAUAUAGACUUUUUGCAAUCUCUGGAUCGUUAGCUAGGUUUUUUAGCUUUCGUCUGGAUGUUUACCAAGUUCUCAGCUGCAGAUAUUGAACUUAACCUUCCCUAAGCAGUGAGUCCUUUGUGGAUGGGGUCCCACUUACUGGUGGCCGGGGAGCUAUCUUUGAAUCCCAUCUCUGGGUCCGUAGGUCGGGUGAACCCAUGGUUCCAAGCCAGACGACACCUCACAGCAGGCACUCACCCCCCUGGGGCCAGGGGACCCUUUCCGAAGUUCAGGGCGGACUUCAGGGAAGUCUCAGGACCUCCUGAAAUUUGGUGCAUGUGUUUGCUUUGGGUGUGUGUGUGGAACUGCAAGAGGCUCCGAGAUUUCCUCCACUCAGAGUGGCCCCAACAACACCUAGCGUUACCUGAAAGGUCGCGACACUUUUUAAAAAACGUUGUUUUAAACUGAAUGUCACUGGUUUCUUAUUA
Molecule: messenger RNA, 5236 nt
Organism: Artibeus jamaicensis (Jamaican fruit-eating bat)
Lineage: Eukaryota; Metazoa; Chordata; Mammalia; Chiroptera; Phyllostomidae
Gene: DROSHA
Product: drosha ribonuclease III
Exons: 35
Coding region: 284-4381 (1365 amino acids)
Biological process (GO): regulation of gene expression; rRNA processing; primary miRNA processing
Cellular component (GO): nucleus
Molecular function (GO): ribonuclease III activity; double-stranded RNA binding
Source: RefSeq, a predicted model, not a curated record